AUGACGCGCAAAACAGGCGAAGAAGUCAUCAUCGUCGGCAUGAAAAGUGGCGAGGCGUACAACGGUCGCAAAGCGCUUUGGCUCAACUACGACAGAGAGAGAAACCGACAUCGAAUUAAAGUUUUCGUGAACAACGGCUUGGACGACGAGAUCUUACUCGUCAAAGGAGAAAACAUCACGAGCGAUAAGAAGUUCCUCAAAGUGCACCCGGAAUACGACACGCCGCAUAAACGUACGCGAGUGCAGACGCUGGACGAAGUUUUGAAAGAGAACGAGGAGAAGAAGAAGAAGGAAAAAGCGCAAAAGAAACUUUUUAUCGAAAAUCCAUUCGUAAAGAAGGACGGGAAAAUCGUGGCGAAGCCGAAAGCGAAACAUUUCGCGACGGUGAAAAAAAGAGGAUGGACACCCGGCGCGUACGCGAGAGCCAGAGCACAAACGGCAGCACGUGGAAGAGAAGGAGGGCGUUUCGCUCGCCGCGACGAGAAAGAAGACGAGUACGAAGAAGAAGAUUUUUUUUACGACGAGCGCACCGCGGAUCGAAAAGUUUCGGUCAUGCGACAGAAACUUCUCGCGAUGAAUAUGCAACUGAACGCGCGGUUCAGCUCGGAUAACCUCAAAGAUGCGCUCGUGAAAACGCACGGCAACGUCGACGGUGCAAUCGACGCGCUCCUCGAAUCCAAACGAGGUACUGUCGAAGAAGAGGAAAGAAGAAAGAAGAGAGAGAGGGCGACGACGGACGCGGAGAACGAAGUCAUCGUUUUGAAUUGA
This is a messenger RNA of Bathycoccus prasinos, 768 nucleotides long. RefSeq lists its product with no specific name. The record is from RefSeq and is a predicted model, not a curated record. The transcript has a single exon. Bases 1 to 768 code for a protein of 255 amino acids. Lineage: Eukaryota; Viridiplantae; Chlorophyta; Mamiellophyceae; Mamiellales; Bathycoccaceae.